Molecule: messenger RNA, 2073 nt
Organism: Paecilomyces variotii
Lineage: Eukaryota; Fungi; Ascomycota; Eurotiomycetes; Eurotiales; Thermoascaceae
Exons: 2
Coding region: 156-1805 (549 amino acids)
Biological process (GO): stabilization of membrane potential; potassium ion transmembrane transport
Cellular component (GO): membrane
Molecular function (GO): potassium ion leak channel activity
Source: RefSeq, a predicted model, not a curated record
CCAACGCUUUCAGCAUUUGCAGUCUAGCUCAGAGUUGGACUUAUCAAUUGGCUCCAAGUGGAGGCUCUCCCCAAGAAAUUCCGGAUCCAGCAUGGGUAAUUGCAGUCAAUGCAGUAUCUCUUGCGUUUGCUCUCAUAUCAAACUUCGCGCUGCUGAUGAAUAUGGCUCGACGGAUACGCUUCUCUAUCUCACAGCCAAUCGUCAUUAUUGGAUGGUACAUUUCCUCCAUAAUGCUGAUAUGUCUACUCGCAGUCUUCAAGUCAUAUAAUGACACGAGAGCCCACACCCUCACACAAGCUUAUUAUUAUGGCAUACUAGCAGCUGCCAUCUACUUCGCUAUCUCUUCGUUGCUGCUAAUUACCGUCUACGGUGCAUACAAAGGUCACUAUACAAAGGAGUUUAAUCUUACGACGAGUCAAAGGACACUCAUGUUACAGACUAUCAUUUUUCUAGUGUAUCUCCUAGGCGGAGCUGCCGUCUAUGCGCACAUCGAAAAGUGGCGCUAUUUGGAUGCCAUAUACUGGGCUGACUUUACAUUGCUGACUAUCGGUAUUGGCGACUUUGUCCCUCGUACCCAUUUGGGCCGAGGCUUGCUGUUUCCAUUUGCAAUGGGCGGCUUGUUGAUUAUUGGUCUAAUCAUUGGAUCGAUAAGAUCACUUAUGCUCCAGAAAGGAAGCAAAAAGCUGGCCGGCCGCAUAACUGAGAAGACGCGGAGGGCUCUUCUGAAACGGGUCCUAGCCAGUUAUGAGGACCCUCGAAGUUUCUCGCCAAAUGCUAACGAAGAUGGAAGUGAUGAUGAAGUGGAAAGGAGAAGACGAGAGUUUCUGGCUAUGCGAGAGGUGCGGCGAAUAGCUGAAAUCGAGCAAAAAUGGGUCUCGUUGGUUAUUUCUUUGACCGUGUGGAUGAUGUUCUGGCUACUUGGUGCAGUGGCCUUCUGGAGAUCAGAGAGAGACCGAGGCUGGACGUAUUUCCAGGCACUUUAUUUCGCCUAUACAUCGCUCUUGACGAUAGGCUACGGUGACAUAUACCCUGUCAACAAUUGGGCCAAGCCGUUCUUUGUCUUCUGGUCGCUCCUUGCUGUGCCAACUGUUACGAUUCUUAUUUCGAACCUGGGAGACACUAUCGUGAGGGGGAUCCGCAAUGCUACACUAUACCUGGGAGAGUUAACCAUUCUCCCUGGAGAGCAGAGUUUUACAGACAGAUUUAAAGAUCUGCUUCGUUUCUCUAUCGGAGCCAGGGGCCCUAACGACACUGAAGAUGCGCAACAGCAAGAAAAUAACGAGGCCAAUCGGGAGCAGGCACGGGUAGUCGAGCAGGCGGAAAGUGUCAUGGAAGAGGAGGAACUCCAAGAAGAGGAACAAGCGCGUGAAAAGGGUGAUAUUAGGGCUGAAAACAUUCACCAUAAGCAGUAUCUCCUCAUGCGUGAGAUUCGGAAGUUGCUUAGUUAUGUGAAUAGUGAUCCUCCAAAAAGGUUCAGCUACGAAGAGUGGGCAUACUACCUUAAGCUCCUCGGAGCGGACGAGUCAGUCGCAAGUUAUCACCGGGCUCCGCCGCUUGACGCCGAUGAGACAUCGAUCCAGCAGACGGGCUCUUCGGAGGACAACGAAGGCCAGAGAAGGACACCAAAAUGGAGCUGGAUGGGUAGCAGGAGUCCCUUAAUGGGUGACAAAGAGGAGGCUGAAUGGCUUCUAGAAGCAUUCUCUGAGAGACUGGAAAGAGAGCUGAAAAGGCAGAGGGAUGAGGUUCAGUCUCAAAAGCGCAAUUCUAAACGCGACAAGCAAAACUCGCAAGAAAAGGAUAAGUAAUUUAACAGGGAUUCAGUUGCAAAUAUUUGUUUCUAUGCCUAUUCUACAGUUUGUGUGCAAUAUUGGAGGCCCCUUUUUUGCAAGCAGUUUUCCUUUUUUUUUCGAUUGGCAAUCAUUCUUUAUUCAUCUGUCAGGGUGCAUUAACAUGAGGCUCAUCAUCACAACUGUUCUCACGCUGCAUUUCUAUUAGAGCUGCAUGUAUAGGCGUUUGUGCAAUUACAUUCAGAAUUUCCAACAGUGAUAAAAUAACUGGGUGUCCACUUAAAAG